AUGGCAAAAUCAAUACAAGGCGUCUUCUCAUGGGAAGAUGUCCUUGCGCAACGAUACCUAAACAACCACCCCAAACACCAACCAAACCACAUCCACAUCCAACAACAAAACCACGAAACUUUGGACCAAACAAACUACUACCCCUUCCAACCACACUCCCCGCUCCUCGCAAAACUCUCCCCCGAGCUCCGCCUGUUGAUAUGGGAGUACGUCCUCGGCGGGAAAUGCAUACAUAUUGUCCAAUGGGCGAAUCGAAGGAUGGGAUACGUUAUAUGUCCUGAUCCCGAUCCUGGGGAUAAGGAUAAGAAGAUGUGCGAUGUAUGUCAGACGGGACUACCAUCGCGGCGGGCGUGCGCGAAACGAGGGACCGAGACAGAGACAAGGGGGUUGUUGGGUGUUAUGCUUGUUUGCAGACAAAUCUAUACAGAAGCAGCACACAUCCUCUACACAAACAACACCUUCUCAAUCCCCUCUACCUGGUCCCUACCCUACCUCCUCUCCCCCUCACCCUCCUUAUCCUCACCCUCUUCACCCUUUACCGCCUCAUCAAACCCACUGCAAAACAUCCGCACCCUAACUCUCCACUACGCCUUCCCCGGCCACUGGCUCCCCAGCAAAGACCCCGUCAAGCAAAUAUACUUCACCUCCGGCCGCGCACAAUGGACACAGACCUGUGCCGCCGUAUGUUCCCUAACAUCUCUGGAAAGAUUCACGCUGGUUCUGGACGGAGGCUGGUUUGCAGAGUCAGUUGCGAAGGUAUCCGUGUUUCUGGAGCCGUUGCGGGAUGUCACUAUCUGUAACCGGGGCGCGAAGAGGGGAAUAGGAGAGGAGGGUGGGAGGGAAGGGGAUUGGGAAGUGAUACUACCUAAACAGCCGUAUUACGUGAAUGAGGUGGGGAGAUUGAACGCUGAGGUUCGGGAGAAGGGGUUGAGGUGUGUCGUUAGGGUUUAA
Messenger RNA from Aspergillus chevalieri, 951 nucleotides. RefSeq lists its product as uncharacterized. The record is from RefSeq and is a predicted model, not a curated record. Bases 1 to 951 code for a protein of 316 amino acids. Lineage: Eukaryota; Fungi; Ascomycota; Eurotiomycetes; Eurotiales; Aspergillaceae. The transcript is spliced from 3 exons.